Acanthocheilonema viteae is the source of this 1614-nucleotide messenger RNA. The record is from the annotation of a GenBank genome assembly. NCBI's taxonomy places the organism in Eukaryota, Metazoa, Nematoda, Chromadorea, Rhabditida, Onchocercidae.
AUGGUUGCUCAGGAUAUAAAGUUAGAAUACGAUCGCAGAGCGAACAUGUUUGGACAAAAUCCAAAUUUUGCGACAUCGUCAGCUUGGCCUCAGCAGAGCUCUACACAGAGUUCAGCUUCGUUGGCAGUGCAACCCUCUGUCAUUGAUGGUGGUUCGUUUCUGAAUGCUCCGCUCCAGGAUUCGAAUAAUGCCUACUCUCCAAACAUGUCUUUCAGCAAUAAUUCUGGUUUGUCGCUGUCUAGUCAGGCACAUAUGGGCUUUCCUGUGGCUGAUCAUAUUCCAUCCACCUCUACACAGAAUCCUCAUAGUGGUGGUGUUGUCACGCAUCAACAGAGUGCUGUGAACAGUACUCACAAUCGCUCUUCACACCGUGAAUCCGCCACUUCUCCAUUGAGAAAAUUAAGCGUUGAUUUGAUCAAAACUUACAAAGGCAUCAAUGAGAGUUAUUAUGCACGAAAGGCGAAAAGGCGACAUGAGCAAGAGCAUCAUACUCAUGGACUUCAUCCAGCAGCUCUCUCCGAACAUCAUCAUGCUGCGCCACCACCCAAACAAGCUGUUUCACUCAGUCAACAAAUUACUUCAAAUUUGAUGCAGCAAGGCCGUUCGCAACAUGUUCAGCAUUCGAUGUUUUCCCAGGCUGCUGGCAUCCCCUCACUCUUACAUCAUUUACACGUGCAGGUCGUUGAAAAUCCGCGUUCUGGAAGUCAUAACAACGGUUAUGACGAUGAAAAUCAUGACUAUAUCAUACAUCCGGGUGAACUUUUCAACAAUAGGUAUCAGAUUGCAUGUCAUCUUGGUAAAGGCUCUUUUGGACAAGUUGCGAAAGCGUAUGAUACUGUGGAGCAGCAGGAUGUUGCUAUAAAAAUUAUAAAAAAUAAAAAGCCAUUCCAUGAUCAAGCUCAAAUUGAAAUUCGAUUACUUGAAAUGAUGAACAGUCAAGAAUCUGAAAGCAAACAUUACGUUGUGAAACUGAAGACUCACUUCAUGUGGCGUAAUCACUUGUGCCUUGUUUUUGAACUUCUUUCGUACAAUUUGUACGACUUAUUAAGGAAUACGGAUUUCCAUGGUGUUUCGCUCAAUCUCACAAGGAAGUUUGGGCAACAGCUGGCCAGUACAUUGAUGUUUCUUUCAUCGCCUCAACUAAAUAUCAUACAUUGCGAUUUAAAACCCGAGAAUGUUCUGUUAUGUAAUCCAAAACGCUCUGCGAUCAAAAUAAUCGAUUUUGGUUCAUCAUGUCAACUUGGUCAUCGUAUUUAUCAAUACAUACAAUCAAGAUUUUAUCGAUCACCUGAAAUCCUCUUGGGUUUGCAGUACGACACAGCCAUUGAUAUGUGGUCUUUAGGAUGCAUAUUGGUUGAGAUGCACACUGGUGAAGCAUUGUUCGCUGGUACUUGUGAGCAUGAUCAAAUGAUGCGUAUUAUUGAAGUAUUAGGUAUGCCACCAAAUCAUAUGAUUGAAGCAGCACCAGCUGAAAAACGAAACAAGUUUUUUGAGAAAGAUGAUGGCGAUGUUAACUCAGUCCUCAACAAUUUACUCAUGAUGGCUAUAUUCGAACGACCUAGAAAAAAGUGUGAAAAAUGUUGGUUGAACAACAGCGAUGGAGGAGAACUUUGA